AGGAGAUCGGCUUCCCAUAGUAAAAGAUUAGACUGCAGUACUAACUAAUGUGUGGUCACUUUUGCGAGGAAGCAGGUGGUUUUGGGGUAUACGCGCGCGCACACUGUGAUUCCGUUUGGUGAUCAAUUGAUUUUAAACUAACUGUCGCGCGUAUACCUGUGUAACGAGUCAGGAUGGAAAAAGAGACGCGAGUGCCCUCUCGAAAACACAGCGCGUCCCACUGGAGACUCCAAAACAUCGCCCAGGAAUCUGUUGAAAGCUCUGAUGAGGAGUUUUUUGAUGCCAGAGAUGUCAUGGAGGGAAAGGCAGCCAUACUCCUGGGAAUGAGCCAGUGGAACUCCAAUGAUCUGGUGGAGCAGAUUGAGACACUGGGACACAUGGAGAACUCAAGAGAGAGUCUAUAUAGACUAUGUCACCCACGCUGUGCUCCGCAGAGCAGUGUUGAUGGACUGGAAGACAUAGAGAGGAAGUGCAGAACACAGCUGCUCAUCCUGGUGAUUCAUGGAGGUCACAUCUUGGAUUCUGGAGGUGGUGACCCUGGCGGGAAGGCGGGUGAUGCUGCCACCCUGGCAUCCGUGUUGGAGCGUGUGGCGCGGGCUCACUUCCAGGCGGCCGCAGACAGAAUGCUGGUCAGAUUGGUGCCCUGCCCACCAGUGUGCGCUGAUGCUUUCUCGCUAGUUUCUAAUUUGAAUCCAUACAGUUAUGAUGAGACGUGUGUAUCCAGCAGUGUGGAUCACUUGCCGCUGGCCGCUCUGCCCAUCCUUGCCAUAGCUGCUCCCCAUUACCAAAACGCAGUGGCAACAGUCAUUGCUCAGGCCAAUCAGGUUUACCGAAAUUUCCUUCAGUCCCCAGAGGGCGUGGGCUUCACCGGACAGGUGUGUCUGGUAGCAGACUGUGUUGGCGGUGUCCUUUGUUUUGACGCCUUGUGUUUUAGUGGCGACAAGCAGCACAAAAGCCCUGUGGACAGCAGCACGAACAACAGCACAGAGAGUCUGAAGGAGAAGCCAGGUGUUGUGAACUCUCUGAGUCCGACUUUGAGAGGCAGCAAGCGGCUGAGUAAGAGUAACAUUGAUGUGUCGACUCCGUCUGACGUGCUGUCUGGAAUUCGUCAUCCUCUCAUCCGCAAACAGAGCGACUCGUGUGACGCAGAUGUAGCCAGCGGUCAACGUGAGGUCUUUAUCAGCAGUUUGUCUCAGGACGAUCAGUGCGGCUCCAGACUGCUUCUCAAUCCGGGUUGUUUUGAGUUUGAAGUGUCCGACUGCUUUAUGUUGGGCUGCCCGCUGGGAUUGGUGCUCGCUAUGAGGAGAACAGUGUUGCCUUCUGUUGAGGUGGCUCAGCUCCGUCCGGCUUGUUCUCAGAUUUUUAAUCUGUUCUACCCGUCUGAUCCUUCUGCCUCACGUCUGGAACCCCUGCUGCUUCCGGCUCUUACCCAGCUGCCCCCGUUUCCUGUUUCCAGAUACCAGCGUUACCCCCUGGGUGAUGGGCGCUCUACUCUCAUUGCUGACCUGGUGCUGAGACGCAUGUCAGACGGCAGUGUUUCUGUAGAUGGGACCCCAGUGCAUUCUUGUUCAGGAAGCGGAUCCCGCAGGGGCAGCAGUCGAGCUUUGCCGCACGGCCCUGCUCACCUUGAGUCGACUGAACCUGCCACAAGCGAGCCUGUUAGCAUUUCACAAUUAUGCAAUAGGUGGUGGGGCACAAAGCGAUUGGAUUACGUGCUAUACUGUCCAGAUGUGCUCACCACAUUCCCUACUAUUGCACUGCCUCAUUUGUUUCAUGCCUCAUACUGGGAGUCCACAGAUGCUGUGGCCUUUAUUCUCAGACAGGUGAUGCGAUGUGAUUGCCUGAAGGCUGGAGAGGCAGAUUGUUCAGACGCGAUGCCCAUCUCUCCAUCCAGCCCACGUGAGAAGUGGCUUCGGAGACGGACACAUGUCAAACUACGGAAUGUAACAGCGAAUCACAGAGUCCAUGAUGUCAUUGGGACAGAGGAUGGUCCUCAGACACUGGUGGGACGGUUCAUGUACGGGCCUCUUGACAUGGUGACCCUGACUGGAGAGAAGGUGGAUGUGUUUUUAAUGACUCAGUCUGGCUCUGGCCGUUGGGUGCUGUUUGACACUGUGGUGACCAGCAACAGUGGACGGGUCUCCUACACCAUCCCUGAAAAUAAAAAACUUGGGUUGGGUGUCUACCCCAUCAAAAUGGUGGUCAAAGGUGACCAGACAAGCGCAGAGGCAUUUCUCACAGUGUUACCCCGGGGAAUGGACUGUGUGGUGUUUAGCAUUGAUGGAUCCUUCGCUGCCAGUGUCUCGCUAAUGGGCAGCGAUCCUAAAGUCCGUCCAGGUGCUGUUGACGUGGUCAGACACUGGCAGGAUCUUGGAUAUCUGAUCAUCUACAUUACUGGUCGUCCUGACAUGCAGAAGCAGAGGGUCGUGUCCUGGCUCUCUCAACACAACUUCCCACAGGGGAUGGUCUUCUUUUCUGAAGGUCUUGUUCACGACCCCUUGCGUCAGAAAACUAUUUUUCUCAAGAGUCUGGUGAACGAGUGUCACAUUAAGAUCAGUGCGGCAUAUGGUUCAAUGAAGGACAUGUCAGUGUACAGUACUUUGGGACUCGCACCUAAUCAGAUAUACAUUGUUGGCAGACCAUCGAAGAAGCAUCAACAGCUGUGCCAGUUUAUAAGUGAAGGCUACGCAGCUCAUCUGUCUGCUCUGGAGUUCGAGCACGGCUCGCGCUCCAAAAAGAACCGCAUGGUACUGCGUCAGGGAUCGUUUGGCCUGUCCCCCAAGACGGACUUCCUGUCACCGUCCCCGGACUUCCUGUCCUGCAAGCGCACCCCGCUGUUGCGUCGAGCCAUGUCUGUUCAGCAGCCGUCUCCGCCCUCCUCAUCUGUGUCCACCCCCAAACCAGAGCGUGCUCAGAGUCAGCCCGAAUCUCACAAAGAUGGCCCAGAGAUUCGCAUCCAGACCGAAGAGGAUGAGGAAGAGGAGGAGGAGGGUGACAAAAUACAGGAUGUUGUACUGUAGCAGCAUUAGUUUCAGAAAAGUGUUGUUUGUUGAGGGAUUGCAUCGUCAUUUAUUAUGAUCACACAUCAAGAUCCCAAGAACUUUUCAUCUGCUGAAAUGCUUCAUCAUGUCAUAUGUGACCACCAGCUUGUCAUUGACUAAAGGAUGAAGGAAUGUGGGGGUAAUUGAAUUGAAUUGUAAUUGAAAAACAGAACUAGAUGGCACAGAACAGCGAUUAUACAGGAAUAUAAAUGUGCUAUAGUGUGGCGAUGUUUUUUUUAUGGUAGUUUUAUACCUGGAAACUUAUUUAUUGUGUGUUGUGAGAGCUCUUCACAGAUUCCUGUAAUGAUCUUUGCGAAGGUAACCAUGGACAUGAGCACCAGAACUUUAUCUAUUUAUAGCAGAGCUACAAGACUCAUCUCCAGAUGCUGUGACGUGUCUGUUUCUUAAAAGCCUGUUUUCUUGUUGGUUAAAAUUAGGUGUAGGUAAAAUGAGCUUUACAUAAACAGACCCUACAGGGAUCCUUCACAUUUAUAGAAUAUACACAAAAGGCAUUUCAUAAUAGUUUAUUGAAGCAUUGCUUGAUUUUUGAGACAUUUCGCUCAUACUGAUUCUUUUUCAUACAAUGCAGACUAUCAGCUGUUCUGUAUGUACUAGUAGAUACAGUAUGUCUUGACAUUAACUUUUAAACACGCUCUGAUCUUAAAGGGAUUGGUACAUAUUUUACGAGUUGGCUUAAUCGUAUUGAAUCAUACAAAAAGCUAUAAAAUAACAAUAAUGGUACUUCUUACCCCGCCUCUAAAGCCAACUUCACAGGGACGAAAAGAAAAUUGCACAAAACACAACGUUGGUUGAAUGAAUUUGCCAUCUCAUAAAAUACGUAUGAAAUCCCCUGAGAUUGUGCUAAACGUGCCAUGCUGUAAUUUGAUGUUUAUAACAUUGCACAAUGAGAGAAUUGCACAAAACUGUAUAUAAUUGUAUAAAUGUAUUUCAUAGACUGUGUUAUUGGAUGUUCUAAAAUUAUCUGUUGAAAUGUAUUUGUCAAGUUAUUUUAAGGUGGUGUGUGUAAUUUUUAGUGGCAUCUAGUGGUAAGAUUGGGAAUUGCAACCAACAGCUCACCCCUGAAUUUCAAAAUGCAUAUGGUAGCCGCCACAGGACAAACAUGUCGUCUGAGACAACGUAGGGACGAAACGCGCUCUUCGUCCGUUUAGGCCUACUGUAGAAACAUGACAGCGACUUUCAUGUAAGGAGACCCACAGUUAAAAAAAUACAUUCUAAAGUAAUAAAAACAAUAGAGUUCAUUAUUUAAGGUAUUUAUACAUCACUGAUAAUAUAGUUAUUAUAUUGCAUUUCUGUCAAGAGAUCUUUCUAAAAGUUACACAAUAAAUCUUUAAAGGUACACUGUGUAUAUUUUUAGCGGCAUCCAGUGGUGAGACACGGCAACGGCUCAGUCGCCUCCCUUUCGAAAUGCAUAGAGAAUGCAAUGAUAUUACGCAGUACACACAAAUAGUCCCCAGCUAUUGAAAGUUACCAAGGGGACUAUUUUUGGCUGCUGCAUAAAAUCAUUGCGCCUGCUGCAUCCGUUACAGCAGCAAAGUCCUUGAUUAUUACGCCAGAAUGAGAGUAUAGUUCCUAGCCAUAUCUGCCUAGAAAAUCACAACUUUUCAUUUUCCGUCGGUCUUAGUACACGAUGUAACUACAGAAGAGUCAUGUUUUAAAUAAGAAAAAUAUUGAAACUCUUUGUUUAUUGUUGAGCGCAAUGCUAAUGGUCUAAUCCGAUUGAAUAGAUUGUGCUAAGCUAUGCUAGACCAGGAGAUCGGCUGAAUGGAUUCCAAAACAGUAAAACUUAAUUGUUUAAAGGCGGGGUACGUGAUUUUUGAAAAACACUUUGGAAAAGGGAGUCGGGCCGAUUACCAAAACACACUUGUAGCCAAUCAGCAGUAAGGUGCGUCUCUACUAACUGACAUCAUUGCCUGGGUUGCGUAUGUUUGGGGCAGGUCUAUCAAAAGAAGGUCCAGAUUCUAUCGGGUAGUGGCAUGUUUGUUUAGGUGAUUUCAAAUGUCAACAUUGGCUUUCAGAGAUCAUGCACCCCACUUUUAACUCUAGGGGAGCUGUAAAAUAAGCCUAUUUUCAAAAAAAGUGGACACUUUAAGUUACAAAAGGUAUCGGUCUAAACUGCUCUAAAUCAUGACACCCAGUGUUUAGCUCAACUUAUGAAACAAAUAUUAUAUUUUAAGAUUUAAAGUAUAAUAAUGAAAAACUACAGGAAUAAACUUUAUUAUUGAAGUUUUUAUUAAGUAUAAAAAACUA
This is a messenger RNA of Paramisgurnus dabryanus, 5309 nucleotides long. RefSeq names its product PITP-less RdgB-like protein (gene plrdgb). The record is from RefSeq and is a predicted model, not a curated record. Gene Ontology annotation, biological process: phospholipid transport. NCBI's taxonomy places the organism in Eukaryota, Metazoa, Chordata, Actinopteri, Cypriniformes, Cobitidae. Gene Ontology annotation, cellular component: cytoplasm. Gene Ontology annotation, molecular function: phosphatidylinositol transfer activity; phosphatidylinositol binding; phosphatidylcholine binding.